CUGUCUCUACUCAUGCAAAAGAUUUCACUUCUGAUAAUAAAUAUACAGAAGAACUCUGCACUAUCGAUUUCUACGAUCAAAGGCUGAUCCUCUCCACAACAACAAUGAACAUCUCUGAGGAGCAGAUACAUGGCGUCUAUGGAAGUGACUCCCGCCAAGAGAACAUCAUAUUUGCAACAUUUUACAUCCUGGUUUUCGUCAUCGCUGUGCCUGGAAAUGCCUUGGCGCUGUGGGCCUUCUUUCGCCAGGACAGCACGUCUCCAUCUAAGGUCUUCCUGAGGCACCUAUCUGUAGCAGACAUCUCUUACAUCCUCAUUUUACCCAUGAGAAUAGUUUACCACCUAUCUGACAGCCACUGGCCUUUUGGACAUGUCCUCUGUCAGCUAGCAGGCUUCCUCUUUUACCUUAACAUGUACUGCAGCCUGUAUUUAAUGAGUUUCAUCAGCCUGGACAGAUUUCUGGCUGUGGUCCUACCUAUCAAAUCACAGUCAGUUAGGAAGGCUGUGUAUGCGAAGGUAGUUGUUGGCAUACUUUGGGUGACUGUCAUUGUGUCUAUGAGUCCUAUACUUUUCUCCAAAAAGAACAUGACCCACAACUCAAAUGGCAUCUGCAACAAGUUGUACUUAGAAAAGACAUCUCCCACAGCUUUGAUCUCCACUAUUGUGGCAUUUGCCAUCCCCCUCACCACCAUCGUGGUUUCUUACAUAAUGAUCCUGCUGAAGCUGAGGUCACUCAAGCAACAGGAAGAACGCCCAGUAAAAGACAAAGCCAUAAGAAUGAUCAUUCUCAUCGUGAUGAACUUCCUGUUUGCAUUCGUACCCUACCAUGUGAGCAGGGUAAUCUACAUUCAAAGCCACAGUCACAGUAUGACUGCAGCAACCCACGAGGCUCUGGGAAAAGCCAACAGGAUCACAUCUGCACUGACCUGUGUCAGUGGUGUACUGGAUCCUGUGAUGUAUUUCUUCUUGAACUGUGCAUACAGGGACAUGCUGCUUCAACUGUUCUGCAAAAAGCUAGGAAGAUAAUCGAUAAGCAACAAGUACCAUGUAGUCAGUAAACAUUUUUAAAGGAAUUGUCCUGUUUUGAAUAAUUUCUAGAGACAUGGUCAGACUUGAAUACAUUCGGAUUUCUAAAAUGUAGGUUACAAAAUGAUUUAAGGUACCAACAGAAUUACCACCUGUCAAAUACAGGAUUGAUUUAAAGGGUUUUUUAUUUGUUUUUAAAGCCAUAUUGCCUUUAUUUGACAGGACAGAUUAAGCAUGGAAUCAAAACUGUGGCCAAUGCUGCAAAGACAUUACCUUUGUACGUGGGACACCUGAGCUAUUGGGCACCCCAAACAAAGUAUUUUUUAUAAGAUUAAGGCUUGUGCAUAAGGGAGAUCGUGUCUUUGUGGUAGCUGCUCUAAAGCUUUGGCAUAGCCCUCCACUCUACAGCCAGUGCUCCCCCUCCAUUGACACUUUUAAGACAGAUCUUAAGCUGUACAUGUUUUCGGUGGCCUUUGGUUGCUCUUAUUGGUUUUAUUGUUUUAGUAUUUUGUAAUAUUUUUACACAUGUAAUUGAUCUUAGCAGUUUCACUCUGUUAUAUUUGAGUGAUUAUUAUAUCUGUGUACAUAUAAUAUUGCUUUGUAAUUUCUACUACCUUUUGUUGCUGUUGUUAUAUAUAUUGUAUAUUGUAUAAUA
Molecule: messenger RNA, 1680 nt
Organism: Epinephelus lanceolatus (giant grouper)
Lineage: Eukaryota; Metazoa; Chordata; Actinopteri; Perciformes; Serranidae
Product: uracil nucleotide/cysteinyl leukotriene receptor
Biological process (GO): G protein-coupled receptor signaling pathway
Cellular component (GO): membrane
Molecular function (GO): G protein-coupled receptor activity; oxysterol binding
Source: RefSeq, a predicted model, not a curated record